Molecule: messenger RNA, 2143 nt
Organism: Nicotiana tabacum (common tobacco)
Lineage: Eukaryota; Viridiplantae; Streptophyta; Magnoliopsida; Solanales; Solanaceae
Product: flotillin-like protein 6
Cellular component (GO): plasma membrane; plasma membrane raft
Source: RefSeq, a predicted model, not a curated record
UUUCCUUGACUGGAACAUGUUUUCGUUUUCAUCUUCCUUUUCUUUGGUGCUAUUUUGUACGAUUUCUUUCUUAGCUUUAUGAUUUUGGUGUGUGUGUGUGCGCGUAGAGAGAGAGAGAGAGUUCAAAGAGAGAAACGUGAAAUGCAAAUUUUUCUUAAAACCCUGCAAAGAGCUGUGGUUUUUCACAUUGUCUCUUCGAACUUUUGAUUCUCUUCUACAUGUUUAUUUGUAUUUCGGAAAACCAAAAAGGUAGUGCAAAAAUCAAAGUUGGAAGAGACAAUGCUUUACAAAUUGCAGAGUCUGAAAUUAUUUGGUUACGAGGGAAGAUCAAAGAACUGCAAUUCUGCAAACAUGUGGUACCGCAUCGCAAGGGCAUCUGAAUUCCUGGUGAUUACCGGGAUUGGUAUUAAUGAACUGAAGAUCACAAAAAAGGCACUAGUAUGGCCAUUGCAGAAAUGUCGGGUUAUUGAUGUCACUCCUGUGAACUAUACUUUUGAAGUCAAUGCUAUGAGUGCUGAGAAGCUGCCCUUCCUUCUCCCUGCUGUUUUCACUAUAGGUCCGUGUGUAAAUGACCCUGAGGGACUUGUUAAAUAUGCUAAACUUCUUUCCCACCAUCAACGUGAUUCACAUGACGUGAAGGACCUUGUUCAAGGUGUCAUCGAGGGAGAGACUCGUGUUUUGGCUGCUUCCAUGACCAUGGAGGAAAUCUUUAAAGGCACAAAAGAUUUUAAGAAGGAGGUGUUUGACAAAGUUCAGCUUGAGCUCAACCAGUUUGGCUUGCUGAUUUAUAAUGCUAACAUUAAGCAACUGGUUGAUGUUGAAGGCCACGAAUACUUCUCUUACUUGGGGCAGAAAACCCAAAUGGAAGCUGCAAACCAAGCAAAAAUUGAUGUUGCUGAGGCCAAAAUGAAGGGUGAGAUAGGAGCUAAGGAGCGAGAAGGUCUCACACGUCAAAAUGCUGCCAAGAUUGAUGCUGAGACAAAGGUCAUAUCCACGCAAAGGGAUGGUAUCGGAAAGAAAGAGGAGGUUAAAGUCAAGACUGAUGUUAAGAUCUAUGAAAGUCAGAGAGAAGCUGAGGUGGCUGAGGCAAAUUCUGUCCUGGCAACCAAGAAGGCUCGGUGGUCUCAGCAGGCAAAAAUGGCUGAGAUCGAAGCCCAGAAAGCUGUGGCACUUCGGGAAGCUGAAUUACAGCAAGAAGUUGAGAGGAAGAAUGCAUUGACUAAGACAGAGAGCCUCAAAGCACAACACCUCAGUAAGGCUACUGUUGACUAUGAGAUUAAGGUACAAGAGGCCAACUCGGUGCUGUACAAGAAGCAGAAGGAAGCAGAAGCAGAGCUUUAUGAAAAUAGAGAAGCUGCAGAGGCUAAGAAACUAGCAGCAGAUGCUCAGACGUAUGCCGUUCAAUUAGCUGCUGAUGCUGCACUCUACGCCAAGAAGAAAGAGGCUGAAGGACUGGUCGCUACUGCAGAAGCACAGGGAGUCUAUGUCCGCAAUCUGCUGUCAGCUUUGGGAGGAAACUACAACGCGUUGCGAGACUACCUGAUGAUUGAGGGAGGAAUGUUUAUAGACAUUGCCAAAAUCAAUGCUGAAGGGAUCAAGGGACUUCAACCAAAGAUCAGCAUUUGGAGCAAUGGUGCCAGUAGUGGGCAGAUGGUAGAUGGAACUAGUAGUGGACAAGCUGGAUUGAAAGAGUUGGCUUCUGUUUACAAGGCAUUGCCUCCUUUACUUGAGACUGUGCAUGAGCAAACUGGAAUGUUGCCACCAGCAUGGAUGGGAAGCCUCUCUGUUUCUGCUGCUGAUCCAGCCACAUCCAACCAAUCUGCAUAGGAAAUCUUAUGACUUCACAUCCAACCAAUCUGCAUAGGAAUUCUUUUGACUUUUAGAACCAUCUAGUAGGGACUCCAACUACCAAUAAGCUGACAUGAGUAAAAUUUGCACUGAACUAUUUCAGAAAUAGUUUUAGUAGUAUAUUAGGCUUUUGAUCUCUGCACAAGUGAUGCUUGCAAUGCUUUAUUACAGACAGAUUUAAUAUCUUGUUGAUAUUAUAGAAGACUGAUUGUUGAAAUUCAUGGGUGUGACGGAGAUGAGUCAGGCUCCUACUUCUUCAUUGUUAGGUAUGCUCACAGGCAUGCAAUGAUCAUAG